GAGAGCAGCACUAUGACAGGCAAGGGAAAGACACCUGCCAAAUGCAGCUCCUCCGGCCGAAAACAAACAGAGCAGAAGAGCGCUAAACGCACUGAUUCUCAUACUCCAACUCAAACAAAGUCUACGACGUGGACACCGGCAACGGCUCAAGGCAAAACGUGUGGCAGAGGAGGACGCGCAAAGAGCCCUGUACAAAAGGUGACCUCAAAUCCACCUGCGGGCAGUGGUAAAGGGGCACGCAGCAAGGGUCAGUCACCAAUUCGACCCGCUGGCGGUGCUGAAAGGCCACGCGCCAAGUCACCUCCUCCGCCGUCAAAGCCACACAUCCAAAGAGGCAGCAGCAAAGACGAUGACUUAAGCAGAGGUCUUCAGAAGACGUUGGGCCAACUGACGAUCCGCAGAGAUGCAAGGAGCAAAGCCGCGAAAAUAAAAAACGAAGUCGUUGAGAAGAUCAAAACUCAUCUGGAGAGGUCGAGGAAUUUUAAGGAUAUUGAGACUUUACCAACCGGUAGCUACUUCGAAAACCUCAAGAUUAGUAAUCCCGACGAAUUCGAUGUGAUGUUCACAACCUGUGUGGAAAGAGUAGAUGUUCAGCCUUUUGGCUCAGAUGGAGCCUAUUACAGCGUGAAGUUUAAACGUCAUCCACAGAAGCAUGUCCUGGACGACUUCCUCACCAAAGAUGAUGUUCUGUGUGCCAGUAGCAUGAUGAAGCAGUUUCGAAGUGAAGUAAAAACAGCUAUUAAGGAUAUUCAAAUUGAAGGCAACUUGAAGAUGGAGCCCAGGAAGCCUAAAUGUCCAGCUGUGACACUGACACUAACUGUGGACAAAAAAGAGAUUUCAAUUGAUAUCGUCCUCGGUAUCGAGGUCAAAGGCACAUGGCCACUCUGUGCGAAAGAUGGCAUGAAUAUUGAAAAAUGGCUGAGCAAGAAGGUGAAACGAGAGCUUAAGUACAAGCCUUACUAUUUGGUUCCCAAGCACGAAGGGUCUGCAAAUAAGGAGGAAGAUGGAGUUCUUGCAAAAGAUGUCUGGAGGAUAUCCUUCUCUCAUGUGGAGAAGUACAUCAUGAAAAACCAUGGCAAAGAGAAGACCUGCUGCGAGGAAAAGGGACCAAAAUGCUGCCGAAAGCAGUGUCUGAAACUCCUGAAGCACCUUCUGUCUGAACUCAAGGCCAAACAUGAGACUGAGCUGUCAAAGUUCUGCUCCUACCACGCCAAGACUACCCUUCUACACGCCUGCACAGAACGAACUGAGGACAGCGAGUGGAAGCUUUCUGAUCUUCACGACUGCUUCCAGCUUCUGCUGCAGGAUUUUGUGGCGUGUUUGAGGCAGAGACAGCUCCCAAACUUCUUUAUCCCCACGCAUAACCUCCUUGGCUCAGUCAGUGCUGAAAGCUGCAAGAAACUCGCAGACUACAUCGAACACCAGCGCAACAAUAGGUUCCCAAUUUUUCAAAAAUGAUGCAAAGGACUAGCCAAUACAACUUUUCGAUUUGCACUGUUAUGUAUA
Molecule: messenger RNA, 1506 nt
Organism: Sardina pilchardus (European sardine)
Lineage: Eukaryota; Metazoa; Chordata; Actinopteri; Clupeiformes; Clupeidae
Gene: cgasa
Product: cyclic GMP-AMP synthase a
Exons: 5
Coding region: 13-1458 (481 amino acids)
Biological process (GO): positive regulation of type I interferon production; negative regulation of double-strand break repair via homologous recombination; cellular response to exogenous dsRNA
Cellular component (GO): cytosol; site of double-strand break; nucleus
Molecular function (GO): double-stranded DNA binding; 2',3'-cyclic GMP-AMP synthase activity; chromatin binding
Source: RefSeq, a predicted model, not a curated record